AGGAUUGCGAGGAAGCAAUCAAGGGAUUUUGUGGACAGAAUUCGGGCCUGUUUUCAUGCUCUUGCCCUAAUUUGGUCAUGUUUACAUUUCGUAUGCUUCAUUGAUUCUUUAAUGAUGGUGUAAACUACGGCAAGUAUGACCAUCAGUCCACAGACGAUGGAUCUAAAUCAAGACCAUCGACCACAAAACAUGAUUUUCUCAAAGAUGGAGAAGAUCAUUCAAGAUAUGCAACUUCCAGACACAGGCAUUCCUGUUCGAUGUCAAAAGAUAUUCUUGACCACCAUACCAUGUGCUUUCACAGGUUAUGAUCUCAUUGAAUGGUUGAUGGAAAGAUUGGAGAUCCAAGACUCUGCUGAGGCCAUUCAUUUGGGCAACCUGCUAUGUCAUUACGGCUACAUCUUCCCAGUCACGGACAACAGAACCCUCUCCGUCAAAGAUGACAAUUCCCUUUACAGAUUUCAGAGUCCAUACUUCUGGCCCUCCAAAAAUUGGAAUCCUGACAAUGUUGACUAUGCUAUCUACCUUGCAAAGCGAACUAUGAGAAAUAAACAGAGACAUGGACUUGAUGAACAUGAACAGGUUGCGUUUAACAAACUCCAGAAGAUGCUCUGUGAUAAAUGGGAAUUUAUAUAUAUGCAAGCUGAGGAACAAGUAAGACUGGCAAAAGAGAGAAAAAAGGCAGACAAAGUAGUCGUCGAUAGUCAGGAAAAGGCUUUCUGGAGGAUUCAUAGACCAGGUCCCGGGCAGAUCAAAACUCUGGAGGAGGGGAUGAAGAAGAAUCUCAGGAGUACGGAGAGCAAGAAGAAAAAGAGCUUAGAGUUUGUCAAGAAAGAGUAUGAAUUCUUCAAACAUUCAGUCACCAUUCCAAGAAUGAAGACUUCGAAAGUUGUUGAAUGCUUAAUCAGCCGUACCGAGAUGUAUGCAGAGCAUGACCUGAUCAUAGUAGGGGCUUUACCGUCCAAUCCGUGGAUAACAGAUGAUACAACAUUAUGGAUACUGGUCGAAACACCAACAGAGAGGCGGGUGAAGAGAUGGGCGUUUGGUCUCCAUGAACUGCUGCGUGAUCCGACCGGCCGAAACGAGUUUGAGAUCUACCUGAAGAAGGAGUACAGUCAGGAAAACAUUCGAUUCUGGCAAGCUUGUGAAGAGCUGAAGCAAGGGAAGAUGUUGCAGAUUCCAGCACAGGCAAAUGAAAUUUAUAGAGAAUUUCUUGCCCCAGGAGCUCCAUGUGAAAUCAACAUCGACUGCAAAACCAUGGAAUUAACUCAACACAACCUAAAGAACCCUACAAGGUACACAUUUGAUGCUGCCCAGGAACACAUCUUCACGUUGAUGAAGAAGGACAGCUACCAACGGUUCCUGCGAUCAGACCAUUACAAGAACCUGCUGGCGACGGCACUGCAACCUUCCUCCAAGAAGAAGUUCUUCAACUUUGGCACUGGAAAGAAGAAGACACCCGUCCCCAGUCCCCAACCGAAGAGGCGGGGAAGUACAAGCAGCGAGAGGAAUUCGGACGGAAGUAGCGUGAAGGGCAGUACGAGCGGUAUCGUGGGACACCAGCAUUCCUAUAGUACAGGAAACCUACAAGAGCUCGACUUUGAACAGAAACCAACUGGAAAUGUAUUCAGGGAAGAGCCUGCACCUCCUGAGCCUGCUGAGCCCCUCGCUCAGUCUCAGGAGCAGAAUGGUGACUCUGAUAGAAUUGCCUCGCCGAGUACUUUACGCAAGAAACUAGACAGCCUGGUCAAGAGAUCAUCUGGAGAAAGUCCACAGAAGACGAGUCUUGAAGUUCCAGCACAUUAUCCUGUCCGUGCCCAAGAAGAAGACGAUGAUGAAUCAGAGACAAAUGAUAAUGUUGCUAUUAAUGUGCCAUGUAUAAAUGAGGUAGCGCCAUGGGACGACGAGAGUCUGACCGUUUAGGAUAUUGUUAUAACUAUAGGGCAGCAGCUGAGGCGGAAAGGUUAACUCUUCAUAAAGACUGAUCUAUUCGGGCUCAAAUGUCAUGAGAUGUUUCAUUUGUGAUAUGAGUACUGUUGAGGAGUCGGGCCAGAUAUGCUGAGUGUCUUCUGACAUUUUAGGCUGACACUGACAUUGACAUUUCAGAUAUGUCUUGCCGAUUUCUUUACAAGAAUUGGUAUGUCAAAGAAGGGCCUACAUCAUUAUUUUCAGCAUAAAGGUAUGGUGUUUCAACUUUUUCACAUGGGCAAACUUCAAAUCCUGGCUUCUCUCGCCAGCUUUACUUGUGAAAUGAUGAUUUCUUUUGAUUAAAGUAAUGACCCGAACUGUUUGAAUGGAACCGCACUUGGUUACUUUUUCCAUGGGUUCCCUGACAUGUCUGAGUAAACCAUUCUGGUUGAAAAUCUGUCGGUACUGUUUGAUUGAGCAUUUCACCUUUCCAUGCAGUGUAAAUAGUUGUGAGGCACCACUGCCAAAAGAGUAAGUGAGUGACCUUGCAUCGCUCAAAACUCUUGUUAGCUUUGUGAAUACUUGUGGUUUAGUUUUAUGUGAUAGGUGCCAUCUAUUGUCAGUAAAUUGAUAAGAUGGCCGUGUGAACAUGAUGUUACAUCGAACUGUGACAAUUUGCUCUCCGAGUAAAUGGCAACAGGAGAGUUUGUAACUUGAUAUAAACUCUGACGCCAACAACCACGGGCAGGACCACAUGAUCAAGGGCAGAUCCCGAAGAGUAAGUUUUUACAAAUAUGCCGGGUUUUGCAGGCCCUGAUACUGAUAGCUUGUGAGAGUAAGUGGCAGGAGGAAUGUUGCCCCAUUCCUUUUUUUUGAAGUCAAUGGAGGUGUCAGUCCCUCUUGAUUUGGCUGCCUAUGAGCGGAGCUCCUGAUGGCCUUCAGCCGCAAUAUCCAGUAAAUCUCCCAAGAUUGAUGUGAUUUAAAGCAUGGGAAUAUAACUGGGUUGUCUCGAUAACUAAAACUAUUGAUUUUUCAAUAAUAGGGUCAAUGCGAUGCAUUUUUGAACCAGGGUAUUGCUUUUUUCUGAUUUACAUAAUUGCAUAAUAUGGUACAAAAGAAUAAUAUUCCACGCAAUGUGAGGAAAAAAAGCUAGUCAAACUUCUUCCUUCUCCACGUUGCUUCAAUCAUGGCCAUGGGCAGUCUGCAAACAGAGCCAGUUUCUUGAUAAAAAGUAGGCCUCCUAUACUUUGGUUGAAACUGACAAGCUCUGAAAUGAAGACAGAAAGCCUAUGACUGAACAGAAGUAAACUUAUUGUUUGCUGAUGUGUGUGCAUAUGUCUAGUUCCAUUGUUCACAUGUUUAAAUUAUUAACUCUAAACUGCCUUAUGCAUAUCUAAUCUGAUCCAUUGCAGAGUCCAAAGCUGCCAUAAGUUUAGAAAGCUGCCAAUAUGUUUUUAAACAUAUUUAUUUGUUUGUUUUGUUGUAGAAAACGUAAUGGGCAGUUUUGCCGAUAAUUUUUUCUACAUUUUGAAAUUUGUUGACCUUGACUUGAGCACCCGGGUUACCUAGGCAACCUGAAUAGUGUGAUGAAAUGGUAGUUUCUACUAUAAACUGCCAUAUUUCAAUGCCAAUGUUGGAUAAGGCACAUAUCACUCUCUACCAUGAAACUCUUCAGAUGACCCUGGUGCUCAACGUCCAGGCAAUGCAUAACAAGUGCCAUAUCAAAAACAUUUAAUGAAGAAUCUUUCUCAAAAUCUAUUGGUCACAAAAAAUAUUACAUAUCAAAGAGACCACUGCAGUCCUUAUUUUACACAUUGGUAUGUCAUCGAAUAUCAUCAUCUUUGUCUGAGAAAGGUGGUUGGAUAGGUUAUGAAGUUCUUCAGUGCCAUCAUCUUUGUCUGAGAAAGGUGGUUGGAUUGGAUAUGAAGUUCUUCAGUGCCAUCAUCUUUGUCUGAGAAAGGUUGUUGGAUUGGAUAUGAAGUUCUUCAGUGCCAUCGUCUUUGUCUGAGAAAGGUUGUUGGAUUGGAUAUGAAGUUCUUCAGUGCCAUCAUCUUUGUCUGAGAAAGGUUGUUGGAUUGGAUAUGAAGUUCUUCAGUGCCAUCAUCUUUGUCUGAGAAAGGUGGUUGUAUUGGAUAUGAAGUUCUUCAGUGCCAUCAUCUUUGUCUGAGAAAGGUUGUUGGAUUGGAUAUGAAGUUCUUCAGUGCCAUCGUCUUUGUCUGAGAAAGGUUGUUGGAUUGGAUAUGAAGUUCUUCAGUGCCAUCGUCUUUGUCUGAGAAAGGUUGUUGGAUUGGAUAUGAAGAUUCAUCUAAUGCCAUUCUUAUUCUCUAGGUUGGUGGAUAUGUUAUAAAUAUUUUAGGACAGAUAUAGAAAAUGGAUGUUGUGUAUAAAGACAGGUACAUACAGUCCAAAUCACAAAUGACAUCUGUCCUGCUUCGUGUCAGUCUCAGUGUCGUGUCAGUGACAAGUUACGCGUGGAGUUGGGUGCCAAUGAAGCACCAGUGACACGCUUAUCUCUAUCUUUCGCGUAAAUCACACGCGAUCUACGCACUGGGUAGCAUGUCAAUGACCCGCCUCUGACGUGAUUUACAGGAUGACUAUUGUGAUUUGGACUGUAAUUGUCUUAUGAAAGGAACUAUAUACUAGUCUAAUGAUGUAUAGAACUACAAUAUAAACAACUGUUUGAACGCACACUUUAGGGUUAGCAUGAAUGCUGUACAUAUUGAUGAGCAAAAUGUAUAUUAUAUGUUCUUUGUUGUGAAGCAGUUUUGUUCGAUAUCUGGAGUGCAUAAUGUAUGUGCCACACUGAAUAGUCCAAUUGAAAUGUACAAAGUGGUUAAAGGAUAUAUUACUAUAUGUAAGAAAAGAGCAAAAUUAUCCGGGUAAAGUUAGAUUUUUAAGGUGUAAAUUUUGUCUGUAAAUAGUCUAUAUGUCAUAUUGUAUACUCAAAUUAUAAUGGAGAAUCAAAUGUUGACCUUCAUUUCUACUAGUACUGACUUAGAGGAAUGGCUAUUGCUCCAUUGACACCUUGGGUGUCCAAAGUUUUAGAGUAUUUUCAAGUAAAAGUUUUCCUUGACAUGUCUUAAAAACGAGCCCGAAAGUGACACCCAUGAAUGAUAUGUACAGUGUACAUGUAAAAAGAUUUCUUAACUGUAAAACCUUAAAUUAAUGCACUCAUUGUGGCUUUGUGAACUGGGGAGGUAUUUUAGUAGCGAAUUCGGUGGAAUCAAAUUUGGAUAUGAUUCCCUCUUUCUUGGUCAGUACCUCCAGUGGUGGACCUCUGUUUGUGAAAAAACAAAAUUGCUGACUUACGGGGUUGGCCUAUGAUGUUUCUGACUUAAUGUCAGCCUUGAUGUCGAAAUCAACAUUGACCGACCUGUAACUUGACAAAGUUUGACCACUGCACUACAUGGUGCACUGAUCUGGAAAGAGGUGCAUUUGUAUAAAUGUCACAAUUGUAAAUAGUGUAUAUAAUGCUACUGCCUGUACAAAGUCUUCUAGUUUGCUUGACUUUGCGAAUAUGUAUCAAGUGUAUUUGCUUCCUAAUUACAUGUAAUAUAUUGUUCCAGCAUGACCUAUGCAAAUGUAACAGGCAAGGCUAUGGAUGGCUUCAUGUAGUGGUUAGUGCAAUAUUUUAUCAUUUCAUGUCACCACCAGUAGGUUGGUAGAUCGAUGUAUAUUAUGGUCCGAUAGUUCGCUCAGCAGUGUUGACAAAUGUUUCAUAUCGCUCUCAUUUCAUUAGUUGUAUACAAUUUUUAUGAUACCUAUUUCUAUUGCAUCUUUGUUGCAUAGCUUUAAUCAAGAAUUGAUAAAGAUGAUAUAAAAUCUUUAUAAAUUUUUGCUUUAAUCCAUUCAAAACUUCAUUCGGACCGUUUUGAGAAAAGUGCGGACAUACGCAAGACAAAUAUGUAGGAGUUCCAUGCUAAAUAAAUUGGAAGGCAUGGCUGACACUGCAUGCCAUCUUCACUCCACGUGCCGUCGAAAAGUGGGUCACAGUGCUCAGGUGCAUACAAUUUAUUAUAGUAUUUUUGGGAGCGGAAGUGGUAUGAGAGAAGUUUUCAAUGCAGGUUUAAAACUAUGUGACUUUAUGUCAAGAUUCAUUUGAGGUAGACCUCGAAAAAAUUGCCAGGCAUAUUUUGAAAUGAGAGCAAUAUCGGAGCUUUCUCAACUCUAACCACACAUUAGGAUACUUUGCAACACAUUGCCACUUGUAUCUAGCAUUUAAAAUCAUUGUUAGUUGGAAUUAAACGGGUCUGCAUUGGAAGAGAUUGUGAAACUGAGGACCCUUAGAAAUGUUGAAUAUACAUGUAAGGGUUGGUUUGAUCAUUCCACAAAAAUAAUUUAUUUAUCAUCACUGCCCUCGAAGAUUUUUUCUAAACUGCCAUUCUUGUUACUGUAUUGAUACAGUGUGACCCAAAAUGAUUGCAACCAUAGUACGGUUAAUAAAAUGGAUAGCGAUAAUGCUAUGACAUUCAUCUCUCAGACUCUGCUAGUGUAAGAGAUAACAAAACUGCCGUGAAAGUUUCACUUCUUGUGUUCAAAGUCUAGUUUUUAUGACCAUUUCAAAAUGACUUCAGUAGAUAACGUUCAGAUAGACUGUGUGUUUUCCUUCUUCGAACCAAAAAGGUCAAAUGAUUUAAGAUGGCAAACAAUGCUGUGCAUUUUGCUGUGCAAUGACCAUGUAUGAUAUAUUUCUUGCAUAUCUCUGUUCAAUUCAUGUGAUUCAGGUUGUCUGAAAGUGGAAGGUAAUCAAUGUCGUGAUAUCUCUCAUGCCUGAAUCUCUCAUGAAUUUGUAGAUUUCUUACCUAUUUCUUAGUCUGUUUUUCAUUUCAGUUUGUCUGAGAGUCCAAGUAGGUGAUAGUUCUGCUUUGUGCCUGAACCACAAUGAUGCUUUGAGGUAUUAAAAUAUCUCUUGUCCAGUAAUAGUUUUACUCUUUACAUUUAUUUAUCAAAUACAUGUACCAUUUUACUGCAUUUAUGUUUGUUCUCUGUUAACUCAUUUUAGUUCAUUUUGAGAAGAUUAUAUUUGUUUAUUGUUUUGUAGUUAUUUCAUCUUUUUAUUAUCUUUACUGUCGCUAGUAGAAUUUGACACAAUAUGGAGUCUUCUUUGGCGAUAAAAGGGGCACUUCACCUUUUAUAAUUGUGUUAUAUUCUAUCAAACUUGGCCAUUUACGGAAUGUGCCAACUCUUACUCGAUAUCUGUGUCUCUGCAUACUUCUAAAAUGUGAAAUCAUGGAAGUUUCGUAGAAUUGAACUUGUGGUGAUGAUAAUUUACACUUUCUGUUGUAUAUUUAAAGCACCAUAUUCACUGGAACUCGGCAACAAGAAUCACCCUACUGGUCUGCAUUCAUAUCACAAGACACCCCUUCUCUGAUUACAGUAGCUAGUUGAUGUCCUUGUGAAAGUCAACAAUCUUUCUGGAAAAUUUGCCGUGGUAUCUCUUUUUAUCACUGCCAUUGAAUUGAGUCUCACGAUCUUAAAACACAGCAUUAAAAACCAAGUACAUUUGUCAACUUCGUUUACAUGGUUGCUUGAUGGUAUGCAGUUCACAACCAUCUGAAUAGGUGGCACUGGGGUAACUUUAUGUAUGGUAUAUUAAACUGAUGCAGUGUUUCAGUUUAGAAGUUGGACUUUGGGACAGUUGCUGCCCCAGGAGAAGGAGGGUGCACACUGGCAUUUCUAACGGACACUAACAAAGGAAUUGAGGAAUGGACUUGGCCUUUUAAAGUCACUGUGUGUAUUUUUGGCACAUGGCAUUCAUGAUCAUUCUGGCGCCACGGGCUAGGUCUAUAAAGCACAUAUCACGUUUCACCUGCAUUUGAAAAAAGUAUGUCGAAGUCUUGGGAGUCGGGAUGGACAGGUUUGUUUUUUUCUGCUUAAAACUUCCAUGAAUCAUAUCAGUGCCGCCAGUAAGAAUGUAAAAAAAAUCGGUAUUUAGUCUAGACCACUGACUUCUAUGUUUCGAUGCAUUUUGCAUUGUAGUAAAGGACCAUGCUGUUAAAUAAUAAAUCAGAAUUUAGAAGAAA
This is a messenger RNA of Lineus longissimus, 7928 nucleotides long. Its product is annotated as regulator of G-protein signaling 7-like. The coding region runs from base 136 to 1920 and encodes 594 amino acids. The transcript is spliced from 16 exons. The record is from RefSeq and is a predicted model, not a curated record. Gene Ontology annotation, biological process: G protein-coupled receptor signaling pathway; regulation of G protein-coupled receptor signaling pathway; positive regulation of GTPase activity. Lineage: Eukaryota; Metazoa; Nemertea; Pilidiophora; Heteronemertea; Lineidae. Gene Ontology annotation, cellular component: cytoplasm; neuron projection; plasma membrane. Gene Ontology annotation, molecular function: GTPase activator activity.